AUGCCUCCGCCACAUGCGCUGCCCUGCGGACCACACUGCGGUACUGGCUACUGUGCUCCGCACUGUUACUUUAGGAACCAAGUGGCCGUGUACCCGCCACCGCCACCGCACCAGCAUCACCCGCCGCCCCCACCGUUUCAUCAUCAUCCACCACCGCCCCCACAUCACCACCCACCACCGCCUCCAUUCCACCCCCACCCGCCGCCUCCUCAUCACCCGCAACCCCCACCACCUCAUCACGUGCCUCCGCAUUACUUACGG
Messenger RNA from Iphiclides podalirius (scarce swallowtail), 261 nucleotides. The record is from the annotation of a GenBank genome assembly. Lineage: Eukaryota; Metazoa; Arthropoda; Insecta; Lepidoptera; Papilionidae.